AUGUCGUGUUUCUUGGCGUUGUUGAUUGCGUUGAGCACAUGGUCCGCACUGCUCCUGUGGACGCCUGUCGGCGCCGCAAACAUCCUGGCGGUGCAGUCGAUCGCGGGCAAGAGCCACUGGAACGUGAUGAGGGCUGUGUUGCGGGCGUUGACUGACCGCGGCCACACGGUAACCGUGUUCACGCCGUUUGUAGACGGUGACCGUCCCGGGUACACGGAGGUGGACGUGUCUGAGAAAGCUGUAGUGUUCCUCGCCAUGGACGCGACGUUCCUGAUCGAAAAGUUUGCCUCCAUGCGGAAAACGUUGCCGAGCAUGCUAAACUAUAGCCGGAUGAGUUGCGACAUGAUGAACGGUGACCAACGGAUGGUGAACAUCUUGGACGGGGUGGAUGCGCGGAAGUUCGAUUUGGUCAUCACUGAACCGAUGGCGUCCGAGUGCGUGGCGUACACGGCCACCGUGCUCCACGUUCCCAUGGUGUACGUCGUCCCGUUCCCGAUCGUCACGUUCCUGGAACGAUCGUUGACCGGCCACGCCCCAAAUCCGGCGUCCACAGGGCACUUGUUGUCUAGCCACGGCACACCCAAAACGUUUGCUCAGCGUUUCGUCAACGUUGUGUCGACCGUCUACUGUUCAGCGAUAAAGUGGUACGCUGAACGACAGCUGCAGCUUGCCGGCCAUCGACCUUACGACUCCGUAGACCUAGUCAAACCAUCGUUGAUUUUCAGCAACACGCAUUUCAUCAUCGAACCGGCUAGAUCGCUGACACCGGACGUUGUCCAAAUCGGAGGUAUACACCUGACAGCGCCGAAACCGAUACCAAAGGAUAUUUUAGAAUUCAUUGAAAACGCAACUCACGGCGUAAUUUACUUUUCGUUUGGAUCUAUGGUUUCGAUGUCGUCGUUACCGGAAAGUAUUCAGAGCGCGUUCCGAAAGGCGCUGGCUAGGGUUCCACAAAAGGUGUUGUGGAAAUACGAAGGUGAAAUGAAAGACAAACCGAAGAAUGUGAUGACGAGGAAAUGGAUUCCACAACGCGACAUACUUUUGCAUCCCAAAGUGAAACUUUUUAUCAGUCACGGAGGAAUAUCCGGAGUGUUCGAAGCCGUGGACGCCGGUGUGCCUCUACUGGGUUUUCCCAUUUACAACGACCAACCAAGAAAUAUUGACAAUCUAGUCGACACAGGAAUGGCGAUAUCUAUGGACCUGUUAUCUGUCACCGAAGAGACGUUUUUAAACGCCGUCUUGGAGAUUGUAAACGAUAAGAGGUACCAGAAAAACGCUAAAAUCGCUUCCGAACGGUUCAAAGACCGACCCAUGUCACCAGCGGAGUCGGUUGUGUACUGGACCGAGUACGUUUUACGUCAUAACGGAGCACCAAAUUUAAAAUCUCACGCUCUUGAUCUGACGUGGUAUCAAUAUUAUUUGGUUGAUGUUAUUUGCACAUUAUUAUUCAUUGCGUUUGUCAUUUUGUUCAUAAUUUAUUAUGGCCUAAAAAUAAUUUUUAAACACAUUAAUAAAUAUUUCGAUAAUCUCAAAGCAAAACGUGAAUAA
This is a messenger RNA of Macrosiphum euphorbiae (potato aphid), 1548 nucleotides long. Lineage: Eukaryota; Metazoa; Arthropoda; Insecta; Hemiptera; Aphididae. The record is from the annotation of a GenBank genome assembly.